Molecule: messenger RNA, 903 nt
Organism: Penicillium verhagenii
Lineage: Eukaryota; Fungi; Ascomycota; Eurotiomycetes; Eurotiales; Aspergillaceae
Product: MFS transporter
Exons: 4
Coding region: 1-903 (300 amino acids)
Biological process (GO): transmembrane transport
Molecular function (GO): transmembrane transporter activity
Source: RefSeq, a predicted model, not a curated record
AUGCUUGCAAGUGGUUACUCCUGGCGUCUAUUUUUCUAUGUGGAAGCUGCCUUUGCAGCAGCUCUUUUAAUUCUCGCUUUUAUCUUUGUCGAAGAAUCCACCUAUCACCGAGCUGAACAACCUACCUCAUCUCAGCAUAUAUCAGUAGAAAGCGAAAAGAAAGAAACAGACCAACUCGAAGAGUUGGAAAAUGUAUCUUCAAUCGAAAUACCUCAACGGAAGAGCUUCAUUUCAACACUCGCGUUAUGGAGCACCGUUGACCCAAAUGCGCAGUUUUUCCUGACCAUCCUGCGCUCUUUCACAUAUUUCUUUGUGCCUGCUGUCUUCUGGGUGAUAGCUAGUUAUGGUCUCUAUAUUGGCCUUGGUGCCCUAGCUUUCAACUACACUUUCCCGAUCAAAAUUAUUGGGCCACCAUAUAACUGGAGCGAGACAAAUUCCGGCCUCAUAGCCAUAGCCUCAUUCAUUGGCUACCUCCUCGCCCUCCCAUUCACUUCAACGUCCGACCGACUUGCAGCAUAUCGAACAAAACGCAACAACGGAAUCCGCGAGGCGGAAAUGCGUCUCCCAGCUCUAUUCCCAGUCAUGCUACUUCCUCCCGCCGGGCUGAUCUUGUAUGGUUUCACAGCCCAACGCAACCUACACUGGGUGGGGUAUUUUGCUGGCGUUGCCAUGAACAUGUUUGGCGCGUACUUUUAUUUUACGUUCACGCUGGCUUAUGCAGUGGACUCGUACUAUGCUAAUACGUCUGAGAUGCUGAUUGCGAUGAAUCUCGGGAAACAGGCUAUCUCGUUUGGCAUGGGGUCUUAUCUGCUAGAUUGGAUCUUGGAAAGGGGGUAUGCGGUGGUGAUAUCUGGAAUCUUUGGGGGUGUUCUGCUUGCGAAUAACUUGAUGGUCAUUGGGUAG